Molecule: messenger RNA, 816 nt
Organism: Lolium rigidum
Lineage: Eukaryota; Viridiplantae; Streptophyta; Magnoliopsida; Poales; Poaceae
Product: glycine-rich cell wall structural protein 2-like
Exons: 2
Coding region: 1-816 (271 amino acids)
Source: RefSeq, a predicted model, not a curated record
AUGGCUACUAGCACUAAGCUUGUAGCUUUAGGCUUUGUUGUCCUUGUCGGCAUUGGGUUCGCCGAUGCUGCAAGGAUGCUCGCUAGCUUCUCCAGUGCUUCAGGUGGUGGAGGUGGAGGUGGUGGUGGAGGCGGAGGCGGAGGCGGUGCAUCUGGUGGUAGUGGAUGGGGCGGAGGAUCUGGGUCGGGUGGAGGAGCAGGAUAUAGUGAAAGCGGUGGAGAUUGGGGUAACAGGUGGAACUUCGCCAAGGGAGCUGGUGGAGGAGGAGGAGCUGGUGGAGGAGGAGGAUCAAAUGGUGGUUCUGGUUCUGGUUCUGGAUCCGGCUCUGGCUCCGGAAGCGGUUCGAGCGGCUCGGCAUCAGCACCUAGCGGCAAUGGACAUGCCAACGCCGAUGGUAAGGGUGGUGGUGGUGGCGAAGGUGGUGGCGCAAAUGGGUCUAGCGGGUCCGGAGCUGGUUCUGGCCUUGGUAAGGGAUACGGUGAGAGUGGCAUAACUACGGCACCGGCUCCAACUGCUGGUGGAGCUGGACAGGCCGGCAGCGAUGACACUUCUGGGGGCAAUGCCAGCGGAAAUGGUAGCGGAAGCGGUGGUGGCAUAGCUAAAGGUGCCGCACAAGGUCCAAGUCUUGGGGUUGGGUCUGGUUCUGGCUCCGGGGCUGGGCAGACCGGUAGCACUCGCUCUUAUGGUUCUUAUGGUUCUGGCUAUGCUACUGGAAUCGGUGGGGGCAUGGGCAGUGGCUACGGUGCUGGCCAAAACGGCGGGACUGGCCGUGGAGGAGGAAGCGGAUCCGGAUCUGGCAGCGGUGGAUUCCAUUAA